Molecule: messenger RNA, 11410 nt
Organism: Antechinus flavipes (yellow-footed antechinus)
Lineage: Eukaryota; Metazoa; Chordata; Mammalia; Dasyuromorphia; Dasyuridae
Gene: MED12L
Product: mediator complex subunit 12L
Exons: 44
Coding region: 149-6793 (2214 amino acids)
Biological process (GO): regulation of transcription by RNA polymerase II
Cellular component (GO): mediator complex
Molecular function (GO): beta-catenin binding; transcription coactivator activity
Source: RefSeq, a predicted model, not a curated record
CCUGCAGCGAGAGGGAGAGAGAGCGAGCGAGAGGAGGAGAGGGAGGGAGAGAGGAGGGAGUCUGUCUGCAAAGUGCUGCUCCCUGGUGCUCAGAGGCGGCUGCUCCAUCUCCAACUCUCAUUCAUUUCUCCGGUUAACAUGAGAGAUCAUGGCCGCCUUCGGGCUUCUCAGUUAUGAGCAGAGACCUCUGAAACGACCCCGACUAGGGCCGCCUGACGUCUACCCCCAGGACCCAAAGCAGAAGGAGGAUGAACUCACUGCAGUGAAUGUAAAGCAAGGCUUCAAUAAUCAACCUGCUUUCUCUGGUGAUGAGCAUGGCUCUGCUAAGAAUAUUGUCAUUAACCCAUCCAAGAUUGGAGCUUAUUUUAGCAGCAUAUUAGCAGAGAAACUGAAGUUAAAUACUUUCCAGGACACAGGAAAGAAGAAGCCACAAGUUAAUGCUAAAGAUAAUUAUUGGCUGGUGACUGCUCGAUCCCAGAGUGCAAUUCACAAUUGGUUCUCAGAUUUAGCAGGAAAUAAACCACUUGCUAACUUAGCAAAAAAGGUUCCUAUCCUCAGCAAAAAAGAGGAUGUUUUUGCAUAUUUAGCAAAAUAUUCAGUGCCAUUGCUUCGAGCAGCAUGGCUGAUCAAGAUGACGUGUGCCUACUAUUCUGCUAUUUCUGAGGCUAAGAUUAAGAAGCGUCAGGCAACUGAUCCGAAUAUGGAAUGGACCCAAAUCUCCACCAGAUACCUUCGAGAACAAUUGGCAAAGAUUGCAGAUUUUUAUCACCUGGCCUCAGCUCCAGGCAAUGGCUCCAUGGUUAUGCCGCAGGAUGUGGAACAAGCAUUGAAACAGUGGGAGUACAAUGAAAAACUGGCAUUCUAUAUGUUCCAGGAAGGAAUGCUUGAACGGCAUGAAUACUUGACCUGGAUCCUAGACGUCCUGGAAAAAAUCAGACCAGUGGAUGAUGAUCUUCUGAAACUACUACUACCACUAAUGCUGCAGUAUUCAGAAGAGUUUGUUCAGUCGGCUUAUCUGUCCCGCCGUCUCGCUUACUUCUGUGCCCGGCGCCUCUCUCUCCUGCUGAACGACAGUCCUAAUCUCUUAGCUGCACAUUCACCUCACAUGAUGAUCGGCCCAAACAAUCCAGGUCUGUCAGCAUCAAGCCCUGCUGCCCCUGGGCCGGUAAUGAGCCCAGUGCAGCUGUCCGGAUCGGACUUGCUGUCCUGCCCACAGCAUCGUCCGCUGGUUUAUGGACUUAGCUGCAUGCUGCAGACUGUAACUCUUUGUUGCCCAAGUGCCUUGGUGUGGAAUUAUUCCACAAAUGAAAAUAAAAGCGUUAACCCGGGCUCUCCUCUGGAUUUACUUCAAGUUGCUCCUUCCAGUUUGCCUAUGCCAGGUGGAAAUUCAGCAUUUAAUCAACAGGUUCGGGCAAAGAUCUAUGAGGUGGAGCAGCAGAUAAAGCGUCGGGGCCGGGCCGUAGAGGUUCGAUGGUCUUUUGACAAAUGCCAAGAAUCAACAGCAGGAGUCACUAUCAGUAGGGUCUUGCACACUCUGGAAGUCCUAGAUCGCCAUUGUUUUGACAGAUCCGAUUCCAGCAAUUCAAUGGAGACACUGUAUCACAAAAUUUUCUGGGCCACCCAGAACAAGGACAACCAAGAGGUGGCUCCAAAUGAUGAAGCUGUGGUGACUUUGCUGUGCGAGUGGGCCGUGAGCUGUAAAAGGUCUGGGAAACAUCGAGCCAUGGCCGUGGCCAAGCUUUUGGAGAAGAGGCAGGCUGAAAUUGAGGCGGAACGUUGUGGUGAAUCCGAAGUCUUAGAUGAGAAGGAGUCUCUUUCUUCAGCCUCUCUUGCUGGGUCCAGCCUGCCUGUAUUUCAGAAUGUCCUGCUUAGAUUUUUAGACACCCAAGCUCCCUCACUGUCUGACCCAAAUAGUGAAUAUGAAAAGAUAGAAUUCGUGAAUCUGGUGCUGCUAUUUUGUGAGUUUAUCCGGCAUGAUGUUUUCUCCCAUGACGCAUACAUGUGCACGUUGAUAUCUCGAGGGGACUUGUCCCUAAGUGCCACGACUCGUCCGCGGUCUCCACCCGGGGAAAAUCUGGAUGAACAUUAUUCAAAAGACAACGAUGUGAAAUUAGAGGAACAUAACAUUAUGGAACAUAUGGGCAUUGACUCAGGAACCGCUAAUAUUUUUGAUGACGUAGACAAGAGUGACUUUAAAACUGACUUUGGUUCAGAAUUUCCAAUUUUUUCUCCUAUGCCUGGAGAGUCCUGUGAGAAUGCCAACUCAUCUUUAGACCGAAGAAUUUCAGUGAAUAGUGAGAAGAUGGUGAAGAGAGAAAAACAGAGGGAAUUAAUAUUCCCAUCCAAUUAUGACCUCCUCCGGCACCUGCAAUACGCCACACAUUUCCCUAUCCCUCUGGAUGAAUCUUCAAGUCAUGAAUGUAACCAGCGUACGAUUCUGCUCUAUGGUGUUGGGAAAGAGCGUGAUGAGGCAAGACAUCAGCUGAAGAAAAUUACUAGAGAUAUCCUGAAAAUCCUUAACAAGAAGAGCACGCCUGAAUGUGGGGUUGAGGAUGAAGGACAAAAAGCCAGGAAAAGCAAACAAGAGACCUUUCCUACGCUGGAGACUGUAUUUACGAAACUACAACUCCUCUCGUAUUUUGACCAACAUCAAGUCACAUCUCAGAUCUCUAGCAAUGUACUAGAACAGAUAACCAGCUUUGCUUCAGGAACAUCCUACCAUCUUCCCCUGGCACACCACAUUCAACUCAUCUUUGAUCUUAUGGAGCCAGCUUUGAACAUCAAUGGGCUAAUUGACUUUGCAAUACAGCUGCUCAAUGAGUUGAGUGUGGUCGAGGCAGAAUUGCUUCUGAAAUCCUCCAGUUUGGCAGGAAGCUACACGACAGGCUUAUGUGUGUGCAUUGUGGCUGUGCUGAGACGCUACCAUGCCUGUCUCAUCCUGAAUCCAGACCAGACUGCCCAAGUGUUUGAAGGAUUGUGUGGUGUUGUUAAGCAUGUGGUCAACCCAUCAGAAUGUUCCUCUCCCGAAAGAUGCAUCUUAGCCUACCUCUAUGAUCUUUACGUGUCAUGUAGCCAUCUAAGAAGUAAAUUCGGAGACCUCUUCAGUAGUGCCUGUUCAAAAGUAAAGCAGACCAUCUACAGCAAUGUGCAGCCUUCAAAUUCCAACUUAUUAUGGGACCCUGAGUUCAUGUUGGAUUUCAUCGAGAAUCCUUCUGCUCAUAAUGUCAACUAUUCCAUGCUGGGCAAAAUACUCAGUGACAAUGCAGCUAACCGCUAUAGCUUUGUGUGCAACGCACUCAUGAAUGUAUGUAUGGGGCAUCAGGAUGCAGAGAGAAUUAAUGACAUUGCCAAUCUUUGUGCUGAGUUGACGGCUUGCUGUACUGUGCUCAGCUCAGAGUGGUUAGGCGUCCUCAAAGCCCUUUGCUGCUCUUCCAAUCAUGUUUGGGGUUUCAAUGAUCUCCUUUGCAGUGUAGAUGUCAGUGACCUCUCAUUCCAUGAUUCACUGGCCACCUUCAUUGCUAUUCUGAUAGCCCGGCAAUGUUUUUCCCUGGAGGAUGUUGUCCAGCAUGUGGCACUUCCUUCACUGCUUGCCGCAGCUUGUGGAGAUCCAGAUGCUGAGCCAGGAGCAAGAAUGACAUGCCGACUUCUGCUUCAUCUCUUCCGAACCCCGCAGGUCUGUUUGUUACCUCAAGCGACAGGGAAGCCUUUCCCUGGAAUUCGUUCUUCUUGUGAUCGUCACCUUUUAGCUGCUGCUCACAACAGCAUAGAAGUGGGAGCUGUCUUUGCUGUCUUAAAAGCAAUUCUCAUGCUUGGAGAUGCCGAAAUUGGUAGCAACAGUAACGCUAACGCCUUAAAAAGUGAGGACUUCACUAUGAGGGGCUUACUUGACGACAUGAAUGAUGAGGAUAUUUGGAAUGCCUCGCAAUCCAUGAAACCAUGUGGGAAAGUGGUUUCCAUAGAAACCGCCAGUUUGAGCGAAUACGCUCGCUACGUCCUACGAACGAUCUGCCAGCAGGAAUGGGUUGGAGAACAUUGUCUGAAAGAGCCUGAGAGAUUGUGUACAGACAAGGACCUUAUACUGGACCCUGUUCUUUCACACAAACAAGCGCAGAAAUUGCUACAGCUGAUCUGUUAUCCUCAUGGCAUCAAAGAAUGUACAGAGGGUGAUGAUGUCCAAAGACAACAUAUUAAGCGCAUCCUUCAGAAUCUAGACCAAUGGACUCUCAGACAGUCCUGGCUGGAACUCCAGUUAAUGAUCAAACAAUGCAUGAAGGAGCCUGGUUCUGGGUCUGUGGCUGAAAUGAACUGCUUGUUGGAUAAUAUUGCAAAGACGACAAUAGAAGUGUUUCAGCAAUCCGCUGACUUAAACAAUAACUCUUCUAACUCUGGUAUAGGCCUCUUCAAUCCAAAUGCUAUUGGAAAUGGCGACACAAGUAACACAAGGCAGAAUGGUAAAAAGGCAUUCUUAAGUUCUUCUGAACGCAGGGGUGUGUGGCUGGUAGCACCCCUCAUUGCAAAGCUGCCCACUUCCGUUCAAGGUAGGGUGCUAAAAGCUGCUGGGGAAGAACUGGAAAAAGGACAGCACUUGGGAUCUUCCUCAAAGAAGGAAAGAGAUAGACAAAAGCAAAAAAGUAUGUCUCUCUUAAGUCAGCAACCUUUCCUCUCCUUGGUACUUACCUGCCUUAAAGGACAAGAUGAGCAACGAGAAGGACUGCUAACAUCCCUGCAAAACCAAGUUAAUCAGAUUUUAAGCAAUUGGAGAGAAGAACGUUACCAGGAUGAUGUUAAAGCAAGGCAAAUGAUGCACGAGGCGUUACAACUCCGUCUUAAUUUGGUAGGAGGAAUGUUUGACACUGUGCAAAGAAGUACCCAGUGGACCACAGACUGGGCACUUCUGCUCCUUCAGAUAAUUACAUCAGGAACUGUUGACAUGCAGACUAACAAUGAAUUGUUCACCACAGUUCUUGACAUGCUGGGUGUCCUGAUCAAUGGAACCUUAGCCUCUGACCUGUCAAGCUCCUCUCAGGGUGGAGCUGAAGAAAACAAAAGGGCCUACAUGAAUCUCGUGAAGAAAUUAAAAAAAGAGCUGGGUGACAAGCGGUCAGAGAGUAUCGACAAAGUUCGCCAGCUGCUGCCUUUGCCCAAGCAGACCUGUGAUGUCAUCACUUGUGAGCCGAUGGGAUCCUUGAUUGACACAAAAGGCAACAAAAUCGCAGGAUUUGACUCCAUAGAUAAGAAACAGGGUCUCCAAGUGUCCACAAAACAGAAAGUAUCCCCAUGGGACUUAUUUGAGGGUCACAAAAAUCCAGCUCCACUCUCCUGGGCCUGGUUUGGGACCGUUCGAGUGGACAGAAAAGUGAUCAAGUACGAGGAACAGCAUCAUCUUCUCCUCUACCACACUCACCCUACCCCCAAGCCCCGAAGCUACUACCUCGAGCCUCUCCCUCUGCCUCCUGAGGAGGAAGAUGAAGAGCCAGCCACACCAGUCUCUCAGGAACCAGAAAGAAAAUCAGCUGAGCUAUCAGAUCAGGGAAAAACUACAGCCGAUGAGGAGAAGAAAACAAAGGGAAGGAAGCGAAAGACAAAAUCAAAUCAAAGAGUUGAUGAAUAUCCACAGAACAACAUAUACCGAGUGCCUCCCAACUACUCACCAAUUUCCUCACAAAUGAUGCACCACCCUCAGUCGGCUUUGUGGGGCUAUAACAUCAUGGGACAACCGCAACAGCCCGGCUUCUUCCUGCAGAAUCAGUCACUUGCACCAGGUGGCUCCCGACUGGAUCCCACGGGUUCAUUUGUCCCCACCAACACAAAGCAAGCCCUCUCAAACAUGUUGCAGAGGCGUUCGGGUACCAUGAUGCAACCUCCCUCCAUCCAUGCAAUCACAUCCCAGCAGCAGCUGAUCCAGAUGAAACUCAUGCAGCAGCAGCAACAGCAGCAGCAGCAGCAACAGCGGCUCCUCAGGCAGCAAGCCCAGACAAGACCUUUCCAGCAGGGCCAGCCCCUAGACCAGGCUGCCAUUUUUCCUCCACAAGUACGACCAUCGUCCCAACUUCCUCAAUAUUCAGGGUUGCAACAGGCACAGGCAAUGCCUCAUGGCUAUACCAUGUACAGUACUCAGAUGCCUCUCCAACCACAACAACAGGCUGGUGGGGUGGUCCUCUCCCCCGGCUACAACCCGAGAACGUAUCCAGCCACACAUUCCAACCCAGCACUGAUGGAGAGGCUCCGGCAGAUGCAGCAGCAACCACCAAGUGGGUACAUCCAGCAGCAGGCCGCCGCCGCUGCCGCCUACCUUCAGCCCCUGCCAGGGUCUCAAAGACUUACCCAUCAACCUUUACAACAAAGUCCUUUGGUUGGUGGGGGACUGGAUGCCGUAUUGACCACCGCACCCCAUCCAAACCUCAAUUCUGUGCCGUUGCCUCAAGACCAGAUGAGACAAAGACAGCAACAAAUCAGACAACAGAGGCUCCUUCAGUUACAGCAGCAACAGCAGCAGCAGCCCCAACAACAGCAACAACAGCAGCAGCCCCAACAACAACAGCAGCAGCAGCAGCAGCCCCAACAACAGCAGCAGCAACAGCAGCAGCAGCAGCAACAGCAGCAGCCUCAAGGUCAGCAGACACUGGGACUCCAACCAAUGCAGCCACAGCAACCUUUGUUCCCCAGGCAAGGCUUACAACAAACACAGCAGCAACAGCAGACUGCAGCAUUAGUCCGACAACUCCAGAAGCAGCUUUCUAGUAACCAGCCGCAGCAAGGAGUAACUCCAUAUGGGCAUCCUUCACACUUUUGAAACGUGGCCGAAGAAAUGAUACCUAGUUUGAUGUUUGCACUGAAGAAUAGCAAAUCAAAUCCAAUGCACUAGUUAUUCUUAUAAAUUUUCGGUUUUUUUCCUAUGGUUUAUUUUUGCCUCAAUUUUUUUUUUUUUGGUACUACAUCUAAUGAAGCUUUAACAAAAAGCAGAAAGACUCUUUGUUUGGGUUUGUUGCAUUCAGCUUUAAAAUCAUUUCCUGAGUUUGCUUCAUCUGGGCAAACUUCCAAGAAGAGUUCUGUGGGGAAGCAUUUGAAAUUGGUGCUUUUCUGAAUCUUCGCAUUUCAAAAAGAAUGAAGAAUCCUGGAUCUUACCUUUUUAUUUAUUAGUAGCAAAGCAUUUUGGGAGGAGCUGCGCUGGACCAAAUUGCUCAGUUGAAAGGCGGGACAGAUUUUGAGAUGCAGGUUGACUUGCUCAUUAAGUGCUCACCUCUCACAUCCUUUAACAGUGAAAAGGACAUUUCUAUUCAUUUUAAAUGUUUGUAAUUUCAUAAGCACUUUAUAAACUUUUUUUGUUGUUGUUGUGAUUCAAUGACAGAAUUUUGUUCUCUCACUUUCCUUGUGGUCAGAAGGUGCUGAAAACAGUUUCUUGCUUAUAUUUAAAUUUCCUAGGAGUUACGAUAAAGCUGCAAGCUGAGGUUCUUAAACCUCAUUAGCGGUAACUGUGUUCUAAAAUUGCUUUCAAGCGGGAAUCUCCAUGACAAGGGGCUUUUAGAGAUGGACAGAGAAUCAUUUCCAAAGGCCUGGAUUUACCACAAUGGAAUCACUAUUAUUUCAUGCGUGAGCCGGCAAGAUGACUGGCCAAGUUCUUUCCUAAAUUUACCAGCUUAACAAAAGUCCCUGUCCCCAUCCUAGGCAAGUUCUUCAGAGCUGUUCUGAAGCUUUGUAGUGCUCAGCCAUGGCACAGUUUCCCCAAAAUCCGGCCCUAAGGCCCCCAAAGCUAUCCCUCUCAUAAGAUAUACUUAGCUGUUUUGUUUUGGUUUGGUUUUUUGUAUGGUAAGUAUUUGCUCUUUUGAACUUAAUUAUUAUCGUUAGUGUCAGUCCUGGUUGUGUAUUGCCUAUACUGUAUUUAUAAAUCGGUGCAAAAAAAGCACAAGUAAAUUAUACAUGAGAUUUAUUAUAGAGAAAUAAUAACUAUUUUAACUUUGUUCAAGUAUGUGGUAAUUUGCUCAUAUUAGAGUAAAAAUUACGGUAAAUGAUUAUCAGUUUGUGUAACUUAAGAGUAUUCCAUAUGAUAUUUUUUUAGAAUUAGAUGCACAAAUUUUGAAUGUGAAAAUUGCAGGGCAUUUUAAAAACAUAUGGGGAUAUUUUCCCUGGUCUGUAUUCAUUCUUUUUUUUUUUUCCUUUUGCCAUAUGAUUUUACAUGUACAAUAGUCAAACAUACUGUGAAUAGAUGUCUAUACUGAGCAAACUGCAUAGAGCGGCAUUUUCCCAUGAAUGCCCCUAAUUCCACAGUAGGUGGUGAUUUUGUUUUAAAAUGCAUUCUCUAGGUGAUUUGUAUUUUCUGUAUGAGUGACUCAUUGCACAUUUUGACAAAUGCAAAUAACCUCCGAUUCACAACUGCUUACUUUUGCCGUGGUAACAUUCAUGUGGACUGCUUUGUACACUGUGAAAUCCUCCAUUCCAGCCUGCGUAUUCUCAGUUGACUCCGGGCUGGGGAAGACUUUGCCAAAACAUUGAGACCAUUGUCAUCCUUGAAUUAACAGUCUGUCUUUCUUUUCAGAACAUCUGUCUAUAAAAUUCAGUUUUUAGUUUUGAGAAUCAUCCUUAAUGUUAGUGAAGCUAUUCAAUUAAUCUCUACUUGUUACUCAAAUAACAUCACCAUGUUGACAAAAUGACUAGAAUGUGACUCUCAUGCGUAGUUAGUUAUGUUUCUUUUUUCAUUCCCUCUGCCCUUUGAAAUCACUGGCAUUAAAAAUGCCAUUCUUAGGUGUUUGGGGAUAUUUUUUUUCUGACUUAGCUCAAAGAGCAAAUGACAGUAAUACUCUUUUUAGAAUAAUUGUUACAAUCGCAUAGCAUUUGUAAGCACUUUAUAUUUUGCAGAAGUUAUUUCGAGUAAUUUAUUAGUUGUAACUCACAUGAAAAACCUGAGAGAGAUCGGUAUGAUGUCCAUUGGAGGCUGAGGAAGGCAAAUCACUGAAGGAGACCCCAUCACUCAUGGACCAUGUGGGAUGUGGGUUAUAAAGUUAAGGCCAGAAAUCAGGUUCCUAAAUAUUGAUCCUGAAGAGGGGAAAAAAACCUAUCCCCAAAAUCAAUAAGCCCACACUUUAUUUUUCUCAAUUAAUUUUCAUCCUAAGACUUUUAAAAAAUAAAUGCAACAUUUUGCACUCAAAUGACUGGUAUUUAACCCCAAGUAAAAGCCUGUAGGAUACCCAUUGAUGCAUCCGGAUUAUUCGUAUGAUGAGGGGAGGAAGAGGAAAUUUCUAUAGUUUGGAGAACAGAAUCCUCAUCCCGUUUCAAAAUAGGAACUAAAUUCCUAUUGGUAUAGAGCAGCUACUAGAUCUUUUGAAUUUAAAUGACCCUUUCUCCUUUACCAACAUCAGUUCAUUUCAUGUAUAUGGGUGUAUGUAAAUAUUCCACACACACACACACACACUCUCACGGAUUCUAUUUACCCUUAACUUGGCAGGAAGUGGAGACAAGUUAAUAUAAUAAAUGGCAUCUCUUGAUCCAUCCCAACAGGGUAGUCAUCAGAUGAUCUCGAUAGUAGGGCAAUUAAAAUGUUAUCCUAUUUAAAGCAUGUCUAACAAUGGAGACAGGCCAUUGUUUGUGUUUUUCAUGUGCUAAGAGGUAGGGCGUUUAAAACAUAAACACUGACAUGCAGCCACUGGUAGAUGAACCAUCCAGUCUAUGUAUUCCCUGUGGGAUUGGCAUUUGGUAGUGAUGGGGGAGGGUCAGGUAAGGGAGUAAUGAACCAUCCUCUAUUUUAAAUGCUCGGAGAUGAACUGAACAAACCCUGUAGAACCUUCCAAUUUAUUGGCCCAAUUUUCCUUCCUUAAAAAAGGUAGGCAUUUAAAUUUAUGAUAGAAGAUUUAUGCUGGAAGAUCCUACCGUUAGAGCUAAAAAGAGGUUAAUGACCUAUAACUUUCCUAAAAUAUCUUAAUUCCUGUUGAAUUGAUCACUUAAUAUGAAUGCAAUUCAGUGAAUUAAAAACGAAAGCAUUUCAUAAAAGAUGACUGAAUUAUCUUUCAAUUUGAAAUGCAAUGAAAUUUCAUUUUAUAGCCUAUAAGUUCCCCAUUUAACAUUUUCUCAUAAAGAAAUUAUCUAUUUUUUAAAGGCUAAAUUAGUUCAUAAUUCAGCAUGGCAUUCUCUGGAGAGAAGAAACAGCAUGGUAGAGUGGAUAGUAAGGUGAGAAAGACCUACCUCAGGUCCUGCUUCUGACACCUCCCUGUGCCUGUGUGAUCAUGGGCAGGUCAUUUAACUUUGCAGUGCUCUAGGCAACUUGGAUUAGACAUUCAAGAUGAGUGACCCAUUUUUAUUGAUGAAGAUAGUUUACAUAGUGAAUGGAAACAAACAUCUUAACAGGAUACUCACAAAUCAGGACUAAAUCCUCUCUUUCCCUCUUCUCUUCUUCCCACCUUCCCCCUCUUAUGUCUCUGUCUCUCCUGAUCGUCUUUCUAUCCUCCUUCCCUUCCCUUUCUCCCUCUCUCUCGCCUUCUUUUCUUCUCCCCCUUUUCUCUCCCCCUCCUCCUCCUUUUCUCUAUCCCCCUCCUCUUCCUCUUUCCCUUCCCUCCCUUCCUCCUUCCCUCUCUCAUCUUCCUUUCUCUCCCUCCCUUCCUUCCCUCUCUCUCUUUCCUUUUCCCUCUUCCUACCCCCCUUCUUUUCAUCCCCUCUCACCCCCCUCCUCCUUUUCCCUCUCUUUCUCACUCAUAUAUCCACAUACAUACACACAUUUCUAAAGCUUGGGGUCUCUAGACUUCCUGUUUUCAAAGUUUCCUUGUAUCAUUAGUAGAGAGAUUGUUGGAUCAUAAUUGCCUCUUCCUUUACAUUAUUUAAGUUGUUACAUUUUAAAUUUGAAAGAGUCUGACAGCAUUUAUUGUUAAAAAUAGAGCUAUUAAGACUUUUUAAAAAAAAUUCCCCAUCAAAGACAAUUUACGGUGUGAAAGUAUAAUAUGCCAUGAGUAAGACAGUUCAACAUUUCUCUUCUGUAGGCUUUGACAAAAUAUUUAUAAACAAAUUAUAAACUAUCUGUACAUCAGGAUGGUAGUUUACCACUCAUGACACAGUGAUCUUACUUGCUUUUCCAUAAUGUGGGUGCCAUGCUUAUAGUGAUACAAGAUGGAUACUAGGCAACUGUAGGGGUGGAGGAGUAGGUUUAUCCUUUACUGAAGAAUUCAGGUACAUUCAAGAUUUCUUAUUUUGUGGGAAAAUAGUUUUAUUGGUCAUUAUUAUUUGUUGGCAAAAUAAAAGUGCCUUAAGUUAAAGUUUGUUUUGCAACCCAUUUGGUCUUUGAAGAAAUCAGUAGGAGUUCAUCAUGCAAGAUUUUUUUCAAAGUUUUUUUUUUUUUUUGCAUGUCCAUUGUAAAUUUAAUACUGUAAAUGUAUUUAAAAUCAUUUACAUGCCUAUGGCUGCCUUUGAUUAAACUUCUUCCCAAAAUAGA